This is a messenger RNA of Manduca sexta (tobacco hornworm), 800 nucleotides long. Its product is annotated as dynein light chain 1, axonemal-like. The transcript is spliced from 5 exons. Gene Ontology annotation, molecular function: protein kinase binding. The record is from RefSeq and is a predicted model, not a curated record. The coding region runs from base 99 to 737 and encodes 212 amino acids. Lineage: Eukaryota; Metazoa; Arthropoda; Insecta; Lepidoptera; Sphingidae. Gene Ontology annotation, cellular component: cytoplasm.
AUCGAUAUCGUUACUAAGCAAAAAAUAUUCAUAAGCAAAAUAUUUUCUUUACCUAAAUUACAUUAAUUAAAGUUUCUUCCAUACUUUUCAAUCUUGUCAUGGCGACAAAAGCAACAACUAUAAAGGAAGCAAUAAAACGAUGGGAAGAGAAAACAGGCCAACAUGCGGCUACAGCAAUCGAAGUUAGUCUUAUUUUUCAAUGGCCACCCAUAGAGAAAAUGGACAAUUCCUUAUCUUGUCUCUCUAACUGCGAGAAGUUAAGCCUCUCCACAAACAUGAUAGAGAAAGUGUCCGGUUUGAAUAGUUUAAAAAAACUUCGCGUUUUGUCUUUGGGAAGGAAUUACAUCAAGUCUUUUGCUGGAAUGGAAUCUCUAGGAGAUACGUUAGAAGAGCUGUGGAUAUCAUACAAUCUAAUAGAGAAGCUGAAAGGGAUCCACGUGUUGAGAAGUCUAAAAGUCCUUUACAUGAGCAACAACUUGGUUAAGGAAUGGAGUGAAUUUCACAAACUUCAAGAACUCCCGCAUCUAGACGACUUACUAUUCGUUGGUAAUCCUCUUUACGAUGGCUGUGAGUUGGAAGUAUGGAGAUCGGAGGCGGCACGUCGACUUCCGAAUUUAAAGAAAUUGGACGGAGAAACCGUGCUUAGGGAAGAUGAGCCUCCUUUGACAGUUGCUGAUAUGCAGCCCGACGGAGGCGAUGGCGUCGAGACCCUUGUCAGUGCGGAAACCAAUGAUUGAAUUUGGAAUCUUAUUUAUGUUGGAUAAUCUGUGACCGAUUAAAAAUAAAAAAAUAUAUAAUAA